Rhinolophus ferrumequinum (greater horseshoe bat) is the source of this 389-nucleotide messenger RNA. RefSeq names its product myoregulin (gene MRLN). The record is from RefSeq and is a predicted model, not a curated record. Lineage: Eukaryota; Metazoa; Chordata; Mammalia; Chiroptera; Rhinolophidae. The coding region runs from base 144 to 383 and encodes 79 amino acids. The transcript has 3 exons.
AACAUCCCAGUGACUCUCCUGAUCCACCUAGGAGCAUAUGGUGUUUUUCACAGAAGAGAGAGAUCAUCUCCUUGACUUUGGACUUCGCCUAUUGAACUCCUGGAACAGAACCAAGGUUGUUGCUAAGUGACCGCUGGUGCUGAAUGCACUUUGUUCUAGCAAAAGCUGACAGGGAGAAAACCAAGGGGCAGUGUUAUCUGCCACGACCUGGGAUUAAGUCAGGGAGAAGGAGCCUCCUGGAUAUGACGUGUAAAAACUGGAUAUUAAUUUCUACUACUACCCCCACAAGUCUGGAAGAUGAAAUUGUGGGAAGACUUCUAAAAAUUUUGUUUGUUAUCUUUGUUGACUUAAUGUCUAUUAUAUAUGUUGUUGUAACUUCUUAGAAAGCU